Molecule: messenger RNA, 444 nt
Organism: Monoraphidium neglectum
Lineage: Eukaryota; Viridiplantae; Chlorophyta; Chlorophyceae; Sphaeropleales; Selenastraceae
Exons: 2
Coding region: 1-444 (147 amino acids)
Source: RefSeq, a predicted model, not a curated record
AUGCCCGCCUGCGGCGAUGGCUCCUGCUCUGACAGCAGCCUGCUCGCCGUGGAUGUACCCGGCCGCCUCUUUAAAACCUGCGUCAACGCGCCGCCGCCCGUCGUCCCUGCGACCGCCAACGUUGACCCCAACCCCAAGGGGCCCGCCAAGGACGCGCCGGGGCGCAUCCGCGCUGAGAAGCUGCGAAAGGACGACGAGGCCGGCCGCCAGAUGCGCGGCGUCGGCUGCGGCAAGGCCGGCGCCACCAAGUGCCGCGGCGGGAGCUACUGUCAGUCGGGCGUCUGCCUGCGCUGCGGCGGGCGCGGCAAGCCGUGCUGCCCGACGGGCAACCCGUGCCGCAGCCUUGGCGGCAAGAAGGGGCUCCAGCUUCAGUGUGUCGCCGACGCCGGCGCCGGCCUCGGUACUAACGUCUGCAAGCUGCCCGAAAACGCGCAGACAAUCUGA